AUGGCUGAGGAGAGAGUGAGAAGCGCGCGUGUGAGGUGGGGGGUGAGGAGCAGGAGCAAGGCCCGGGCGACCAAGGGACUUGAGGCAGCGGAGGAGGAGGAGGAGGAGGAGGAGGAGGAGGAGGAGGAGGAGGAGGAGGAGGAGGAGGAGGAGGAGGAGGAGGAGGAGGAGGAGGAGGAGGAGGAGGAGGAGGAGGAGGAGGAGGAGGAGGAGGAGGAGGAGGAGGAGGAGGAGGGAAGUUUGAGUGCGUACUGGAUUUGCUGA
Closterium sp. Yama58-4 is the source of this 264-nucleotide messenger RNA. NCBI's taxonomy places the organism in Eukaryota, Viridiplantae, Streptophyta, Zygnematophyceae, Desmidiales, Closteriaceae. The record is from the annotation of a GenBank genome assembly.